UUCAUAAAUAAAUAAAUAAUCAAAUUAGAGCCCUAUUUCAUAUGGGAGUGAUAGAUUCUCAUAUUUACUUCUUCUAUCUCCGCCGCCGCCGCUCCCCAAUUGGAUCCUCCGGCCAACGCACUUCACCACCGUUCCUUCUCUAUCGCAGUUGUAAAAGGUAACAAAUUAUGCUGGACAAUGAAACAAACCCAACUCUUAGCAAGUCAACCGGCUUGCCCCGAAAGCGAUUUUACCGAGCUAGAGCCCACAGCAACCCUCUAAGUGACUCUCACUUUCCCAUUCCUAUCUCCCCGGCGAAUGUUGACUACUCCACUCACUAUCCCCAAUUAUUUCCUUCAUCAGAACGGAGUGAAGGGUCUAAGAAAAUCCAGUUUGCAGAUAUUGGUUGCGGUUUUGGAGGCCUUCUAAUCAGCCUUUCAACUCUUUUCCCUGAGACAUUGAUGAUUGGAAUGGAGCUAAGAGAUAAGGUGACAGAGUAUGUCAAAGAAAGGAUAUUAGCUCUAAGAGGUACAAAUCCAGGUCAAUACCAAAAUGUAUCAGUGGUUCGGACAAAUUCCAUGAAAUACAUUCCAAAUUACUUUGAGAAAGGGCAGCUUUCAAAGAUGUUUUUUCUAUUUCCUGAUCCUCACUUCAAAGAGAAGAAUCAUCGCCGAAGGGUGAUCAGUCCACACUUGCUAGACGAGUAUGCUUAUGUUUUACAAGUUGGCGGGAUCAUAUACACUAUCACAGAUGUGGAAGAACUCGGAGACUGGAUGAAGGCUUGCUUAGAGAAUCACCCUUUGUUUGAAGCUCUCACAAACCAAGAGCUUAAAGUUGACCCGGUCAUAAAACUCUUGAGUUCAGCAACCGAGGAAGGACAGAAGGUUGCUAGAAAUGGGGGGCAGACUUUCCAAGCUGUUUUCAGACGCAUUGCACCAUCUUUGUGAGUUUUUCUGCUUAUUUGUUUUUAGUCAGAUUUUGGAUGAUUGGCAGCAGAUAUUGUUUCGACAGUUCCAUUAGUUUUCGUGACAUUGAGCUAUUGUUGUGAAUUCAAACCUUCUUUUUCCAGAAAUUGUAAUAUUGUAUUUGAUAGGGAUAGAGACUAGCUAAGUUAAUCACUGGCCUCAACUUUUUACAUGCUUUUUGUGGAAAGAAAAUAUAAGCUGUCAUCCUUCAUAAGUUUUUUACUAUAUAUUGAAUCGAUUAUCCGGAAUUAGUACUUAGAAAUUGAAGAUGUGAAUGAUGUCUUCCAACAUUUGUUCUUUGAUUAUUAGUACUUUCUCUUGUUGUAAUUUUCAUUUUAUUUCUAGCAAAGACAAUGUUUAACAGAUGAUGUGAUUCCCAUCUAAUUAUCUUAAUCAAUGAACAGUUUUUCCAUCAAGUUAAAUCUUGAAUAUAAAGGUGUGAGACCUGCAAAGCUAUAACAAAUUAUUAUUCAAUAAAGGGUUUGAACAUUGUGUUUUUUACCUAAAAAGGGGCAAAGUCCUUAGGCCCGUUUGCAACAAACUUCAGAGCUUCCUUCUCUUGUGAAUGAUCAUAGUAAAUAGAAAUCACAAUGGUGCAAGUGACAACAGUUGAAGUACAACCUUUGACCUUCAUUUCAUCAAGACUUUUUGAAAAUCAUUGCCCUCAUAGUAAAAUCUGAUGAAACAAGAAUAAGUAAUCAAAUUGGGUUGAAAACCACCAUUUUUCUCCAUAUCAUUCCUCCAUAAUAAUCUUCCUACCAAUACCAAGGUCCCUAGCUUAGGACCACCCUUUUAUUAAAAUGUUGAAACUUUAAGGACAAACUCCAAAAAUACUUCAUGGGCAUGCUUAAUACCAUUCCUUUUAGUAUUAACCAAUGUUGCAUUUGGAUUUUUAUCAAUUUUUGGGAGGUGAUUCAAUGAUAAGGUUAAUAAAAUAUUUUAGCUUCUCAUUUGACACAACCCUCAACCCUCCUUGACGGUAGAGUCUUUGACACUUUGCCUUGAGGCCAAAGGUUCGAGGGUUGUAAAGAAGGAAAAAAAAAAACAA
Cannabis sativa is the source of this 1992-nucleotide messenger RNA. RefSeq names its product tRNA (guanine-N(7)-)-methyltransferase. Gene Ontology annotation, molecular function: tRNA (guanine(46)-N7)-methyltransferase activity. The record is from RefSeq and is a predicted model, not a curated record. The transcript is spliced from 2 exons. Gene Ontology annotation, cellular component: tRNA methyltransferase complex. NCBI's taxonomy places the organism in Eukaryota, Viridiplantae, Streptophyta, Magnoliopsida, Rosales, Cannabaceae. Gene Ontology annotation, biological process: RNA (guanine-N7)-methylation; tRNA methylation. Bases 168 to 926 code for a protein of 252 amino acids.